AUGGAUUUCGCAGUGCCCUCGCUCGUCGGCACUUCUGACGGCAGCUCCUGUAACGACUCCACAGGUCUUUUGACGCCAGACAGCAGUCCCUUAUUCCGCCCCUCACACCUUAAAGACUCGUUCGAGACGCGACUCGCUCACGCUCUGGAAGAGCCCAAAAGGCGCAGACUCGAUCCGCCCUCAGCCCGCGCCGAGAGCCCCUUCAUCCCCUCGUUCGCCGACCUGUUUGCGCCUGUCCCCAGCGAUGUGAGGAAAAUCUGCGUAAUUGGCGCAGGUUAUGUCGGCGGUCCUACGGCAGCAGUCAUCGCACUACACAAUCCCAAGGUGGGCGUCGAGGUGUUGGACAGAGACCAGCGACGCAUCGAACGAUGGAACUCCGCUCACCUGCCGAUCCACGAGCCAGGUUUGAACAAGAUUGUGCGAUUGACAAGAGACGGGGCAAUUAUAAAGGAGCCCGGCGACCGCAACUCCAUUUCCCACGGACGCAAUGGCGAGUCUGACUACGUCUCCAGACGCGGCCCGAACCUCUUCUUCACGUGUGACACGCAGGUCAGCAUCUCCACUGCCGACAUGGUUUUCCUGGCAGUCAACACUCCCACGAAAACCACGGGAGUCGGUGCCGGGAGAGCGACCAACAUGACCGCUCUUGAUGGCGCUGUCAAGGAUGUGGCAUUGUAUGCGAAGCCCGGCACUAUCAUUGUUGAGAAGAGCACGGUGCCCUGUGGAACCGCUCAGCGCAUCAGGAACACGCUCGACGCGCUGCGACCGGGCGUGCCGUUUGAGGUCCUAUCAAACCCCGAAUUUCUGUCUGAAGGAACAGCGAUCAAAAAUCUCAUGAAACCGGAUCGGGUCAUUAUCGGCUCUUCUGGCACUCCUUCCGGCAAACUGGCAGCUGAUGCGCUCGCCAGUCUGUAUGCCGCAUGGAUUCCCUCGUCCCAGAUUCUACAGAUCAAUGCGUGGUCAUCAGAGCUUUCCAAGCUUGUGGCCAAUGCCAUGCUCGCACAACGGAUUAGCAGCAUCAACUCUAUCAGUGCGAUUUGCGAAGCAACAGGCGCAAACGUAGAGGAGAUCGCGAAGUCCAUCGGCCUAGAUACCCGGAUAGGACCGCAAUUCUUGAAGGCCGGUCUCGGUUUCGGGGGCUCUUGCUUCAGGAAAGAUAUUGCCAGUCUCACAUACCUCGCCGAAUCUCUGGGUCUGGAAGAAGUGGCCCAUUACUGGGGUCAGGUCAACUCGAUCAAUGUCAUGCAACGCAAUCGCUUCGCAAGAAAAGUCCUCAAAAGGUUCAACGAAAAUCUGUUUGGGAAGAAAAUCACGUUGAUGGGAUUUGCAUUCAAAAAGAACACCAGCGAUGCGCGCGAGUCUCCCGCGGUGGACGUCAUCAGAACUUUACUCGACGAGCAACCUGCGGAAAUUGCAAUUUUUGAUCCUUUUUGUGACGAAGAUGAUAUGCUCCGAGAGAUUAAUGCGGCCGUCAGCAACACACCUGGUUUUGCAGGCGAAACCUCCUCCGUGAAGAUCUACACCGAUCCAUAUGAGGCUUGUAUGGAAUCAAAUGCCAUACUUAUCAUUACAGAUUGCGACCAGUUCAAAAACUCACCUCAAAGACUUCGCGGCAGCAAUGCAUCCGAAACGAGCCUACCCACCAAUAAGCCUGCGAGCACCUGUGCGUCGCCGAAGCAACAAGAAGAUGACCAUCUAGGUGCCAACUUUGCAAACUACAGGCUAGCUCCUCAGCCAGAUUGCGUGGCCAACUGUCCCGACUGCAGAUCGAAAGCCAGGGGGCCGAUUUCCACCGACCCCGUCGAAUGGGCUCGCAUCGUCUACAGCAUGAGAGAGCCGAAAUGGAUCUUCGACGGCAGAGGCAUUAUUGAUGCAGAUGAAAUGGAGAAGCUCGGAGGUGUUCGCGUCGAUGGUAUUGGGAAGUGGCGGCCUGAAGAUGGACAGAAGCGCUGCUGGUGA
Messenger RNA from Cladophialophora psammophila CBS 110553, 1959 nucleotides. Its product is annotated as UDPglucose 6-dehydrogenase. Gene Ontology annotation, biological process: glycosaminoglycan biosynthetic process; polysaccharide biosynthetic process. The coding region runs from base 1 to 1959 and encodes 652 amino acids. The transcript has 3 exons. Lineage: Eukaryota; Fungi; Ascomycota; Eurotiomycetes; Chaetothyriales; Herpotrichiellaceae. The record is from RefSeq and is a predicted model, not a curated record. Gene Ontology annotation, cellular component: nucleus; cytosol. Gene Ontology annotation, molecular function: UDP-glucose 6-dehydrogenase activity; NAD binding.